Rhagoletis pomonella (apple maggot) is the source of this 3516-nucleotide messenger RNA. RefSeq names its product regulator of telomere elongation helicase 1 homolog (gene Rtel1). Gene Ontology annotation, cellular component: nucleus. Gene Ontology annotation, molecular function: ATP binding; hydrolase activity, acting on acid anhydrides, in phosphorus-containing anhydrides; DNA binding. The transcript is spliced from 9 exons. Gene Ontology annotation, biological process: DNA replication; regulation of double-strand break repair via homologous recombination; DNA recombination. Lineage: Eukaryota; Metazoa; Arthropoda; Insecta; Diptera; Tephritidae. The record is from RefSeq and is a predicted model, not a curated record. The coding region runs from base 119 to 3136 and encodes 1005 amino acids.
AUCAGCUGACUGGGGAUUUUUUGGCGGCAAUAAAAAAUUUACGAAAAGUGAAGUUGAAGCAAAGUCGCAGAAAAUAUACAUAAGAAAAAAAUUACGAAGUAUCGAAUCAUCGCUAGAAAUGCCGGAGUAUACAAUCUCGGGGAUAACAGUGCAUUUCCCUUUCGAACCCUACGAUGUACAGACAGCGUAUAUGGAAAAGGUAAUUACUUGCUUGCGCGAUGGCACAAAUGGAGUAUUGGAAUCCCCAACAGGGACAGGUAAAACGUUGAGCCUUUUAUGUGCAUCUCUGGCUUGGCUGCUAUCACGUAAAUCCGAAAUGCAAUCAUUAGUGCAACUCCACGCAAGAGGUGGCGCUGCAGCUCAGCAAGCAGUGAACGAAUUCAAUGCAAUGCAGGCGAGAAACGCUAACUGGGGCGUUCCAAAAAUUAUAUACGCCUCCCGUACGCAUUCUCAAUUAACACAAGCAAUGCAGGAGUUGAAGCGUACCUCGUACUCGUUUAUGCGCGCUGUGGUGUUGGGCUCACGGGAUCAACUGUGCAUUCACCCAGAAGUUAUGCGCGAACAAGGCAAUUCCAACAAGGUGCAACUUUGUAAAUUGCGCAUACAGACGCGAACUUGCACAUUCUAUAAUCGCGUCGAGUCAAAGAAAGACAGUCCUGAAUUAAAAGAAUCGUCCGUAAUGGAUAUAGAAGAUUUGGUGCGAGUGGGGCAAAAACUCAAAGUAUGCCCAUAUUAUGUAUCCAAAGAGUUGACCAGCGAUGCGGAUAUCACGUUUAUGCCGUAUAACUAUUUAUUAGAUCCGAAAGCACGUAAAGCUAAUAAAGUGGAGUUGAGCAAUACAAUUGUUAUAUUGGAUGAGGCACACAAUAUUGAAAAAAUUUGCGAAGAAUCGGCAUCAGUGCAAAUACGCUCAUCGGACAUAGCGUUGGCAAUCGACGAUGUGACGCAUGUGAUGAAAUCAAUGAUGAAUGAAAAUGCAUUGGAUUUUAUGAGCAGUGAUGAACCAAAAGAUUUUAAAUUGGAGGACUUAGCAUUACUUAAGGAAAUGUUGUUGGAUCUGGAGAAGGAGAUUGAUAAUAUUAUUGUUGAAAACGAAGCAGAAGGAACAACAUACCCCCCUUCGUUCCUGUUUGAGAUAUUGGCAGCGGCGAAAAUAACACCAGUUAUAGCGCCAGCCACCAUAAGUUUACUCGAAAGACUCGUUCAAUACAUGACUGUUCAGUCACAAGGUAGUGCCUUCCGUAAAGGUGGUUCUUUUGAAAUGAUUUCUAAUUUACUAAGUGUUGUAUUCAUCAAGAAGGAUGAUCUUAUAGCAAAAGUCCACAAAAGUUUUAAAGUUCAUGUACAAAUUGAAGAAAUUAAACAGCAGCAUAAAGGUUCUAAUAAGGAUGGUUGGCUAUCAAAGGCGCCUAGUACUAGUACGGUUUCGUCGAAAUUACCCAAAGUUAUUAACUAUUGGUGCUUCAAUCCUGGUUUCGGUAUGGAACAACUUUUGAAUACACAAGUACGCAGCAUAAUUUUGACAAGUGGCACCCUUGCACCGUUGAAACCAUUAAUAGCUGAACUAGCGGUACCAAUCGCACAAAGCCUCGAAAAUCCACACAUUGUUAGUCAGUCGCAAGUUUUUGUCAGAAUCAUUGGUACUGGACCUGACCGCGAGCAGCUCAUAUCGAACUUUGCAAAUCGUGACAAUCCUAAGUAUCUGAGCUCAUUGGGUCAAACAGUACUCAAUGUGUCACGCAUAGUGCCGGAUGGUUUGCUCGUUUUCUUCCCUUCCUACCCUUUGCUCAACCAGUGCGUAGACGCUUGGCAGGCCAGCGGUCUUUGGGCUGAGGUGAGUAGGCAUAAACCAAUUUAUGUAGAACCACGAAACAAAGAGAGCUUUACUACGUCUAUGGAGGAGUUCUACAAAAGCAUACGUGAUGCAAAGGGCGCUUGUUUCAUGGCAGUAUGCCGUGGAAAAGUAUCCGAGGGUCUCGAUUUUGCAGAUCGCAAUGGACGUGCAGUUAUCAUAACGGGGCUUCCAUUUCCACCACUCAAAGAUCCAAAAGUGAUUUUAAAGAAACGCUAUUUGGAAGAUAAUCGCACGAAAGAGAACGAACUAUUAUCAGGCCAAGCAUGGUACAGCUUAGAGGCUACUCGUGCUGUGAAUCAGGCAAUUGGACGUGUCAUUCGUCAUCGGCACGAUUACGGCGCCAUUCUGUUGUGUGAUGUACGUUUUGCGCAGCCUAGUCAGGUGUCCCAAUUAUCGAAAUGGGUUCGCGGUUAUUUAGGCGCCUCUCCCAAAAGCGUGCCAUUCGGUUCGAUUGUGCGAGAAUUGCGCGAAUUCUUCCGGAAUGCUGAUAAAACUUUACCCAAACCAAAAGAGCGUAGCAUAGAGACGCUUGUGAGCGAAACAUGUGAAGAAGCUGGCAUCGUGCAGAGUCGGUACUUCUCAGACCCUAAAUUAGUGCUUGAAGCAAAAAGUAAAUUUGCCACAGCGCAAUCUAUGGCAAUGAAGGUCGAGAAAACCAAUUCGAUUGAAGGCUGGACCCCAGAUGACUACAAAACAGCCGCAGGCCGCUCACAAAGUAGUAAAGUACCGAGCGCAAUGGACUUCAUGAGUCGACUGGACACCAACGUAAAGGCUAUAGAUUUCAAUAGUACCAACUGCAGCAAAGCCUCGGGUCAGGUUAGCAUAUUCAAGCGUGAGCGAAACUCACCGACUACAAGCCCGAGCAGUAGUUCAAGCGCCCUCGCCGCCAAUAACAAGCGAAAACGCUAUAAAUUGGUUACGGGUACCACCACAAUGCCUGAUUCGCCAACCACCAGUACACAAUCAACACUCGGUGAAUUUAGUUUCAAAUCCAAAUCAAAACUAACCAAUGACACUCCAAUGGUAGAGAAGGAGGCGCCACAGGAGCGAGUAGAGUUCUUGAGAAUACUGCGAAGUUCGCUAUCACCAGACGAUUUUAGUGCUUUUACCGCAGCGCUAAUGGCAUAUAGUCGUCAGGAUGAAUUUGAGGAAUUUCUUAAAGUUUUAGUACGGGUAAUGGGCAAGCCCGAAUUACAUUAUAUGUUGCGUGGCAUGCGACGAUUUAUAAAAUGUGCGCAUAAAGCUAUGUUUGACGAGGGUACUGCGCAUAUUUUAGCAUAAUUUGUUUAAGGUAGAAUUAUUGGUGGGAGGGGAGACUUUUCUUUUGUUUUUUCGCACCAAAACAAAAACAAACCGUAUCUACUAUACUUUAUUUUUAAUCAGAAUUAAUUUUUUAUAUAAGUAUGUGUGUAUGUAUUAUUUUUUAUGUUUUUAUGCGAAAAUGUUCAAUCAUUUAAUAUGCCUACCGGAUUUUUUUUUUAUUACUGUGCCAUGCUUACGAUUUUUCGAAAUAUUAACAAAUAUAACGCCAUGUGAACGUAUCUAUAAAAAAAUAAUAGAGUAUUUUUACUCAAUGUGCUGGAAAUGUUGUGUUGAUAUUCUUUGGCCGAUAUAAAAAAACUAAACCGCGCUGAAAUUAGUAAAUCCACUAAAUUUUGUCA